AUGAAAAAUCCUCCGUCCUCAGGCACAAAUUUGUCACCUUUGAACAUUGUUUCACCUGAUCGUAAUUCAAAUCUCAACACACCAAAUACACCAUUGCGUGCUCCAAACAAUCUUACUUCAUCCUCCUCAUCAUCCACACAAAAUCAUAAUUAUGAUUCAUCACAACAAAAUUCUUGUAUUUUAGAUGGACAUCUCUAUAUUGACUUACCAAUUCAGAGUAAUGUUCAGUCUGAAGAUAUUGCUAAUGUGCCUGUUGAGUUUGUUGCUAAGAAUGGAGGUGGACAUCUUAUGAUUAAAAAGGCCAAGGCAGGAAUUCACAAUCUUAAGGUUUAUUCAACAAUUCAUGUUGAAGAGAGAGAACCAAGACAUGGCAAUGAAGAUCUUUUAAGCACUAAUUUGAAAGCAACAAUGGCUAAAGAGUUCGAAGCUCUUCAGAAGAACAAAACUUGGACUCUUACAACUUUGCCAUCAGACAAGACCUUUAUAGCAGCAAGUAGAUAUGGCAUGGUGAUUACCGGAAGCAGCUCCAUUGAGGUGAGAAGGUUGAUUGGUAUCAUGGAAAAGUGUUCCCACUCAAGGAUCAUGGAUGCUUGCAUUACUCUUGGGGAUAUAAAUACUAAGAAUAGAAGGGUUAAGAUGCAAGAUUCUAAGGGAUUAUCUUCUUCUAUUGUUAGCCCACCUGCACUCUCAAUAUUUGUUGGUUACCCUAUGGAAAAUCCAACUCUUUAUAGGCUUGUAGUAGACAUAGAUGAUCAAAGAUCAACAAGUGGCUACUGUAUUUUCUUGGGCCCAAAUCUGAUAUCCUGGAGUUCCAAGAAGCAACAAAUUGUCUCUAGAUCGAGUACGAAGCUAGAGUACAGAUCCUUAACACAUGCAAUAUGUGAUGUGGUUUGGCUUCAAUCCUUAUUGCAAGUACUCAAGCUGAAUGGGGUUAAUAAACCUCAUGAACCAAUGAGAUCUCAUACAUCGAUGUCAUCAAGUCAGCAAAGUCUGACGUCCAACUAUGCACAAGGGACAGACUACAUGCAACUCAAUGCAGAUUACUUUAUGAUGGUGCAUAAACGGAAGAUAAAAGAAGGUUGCAGCCGCAAGCAUUGA
Messenger RNA from Striga asiatica, 1098 nucleotides. NCBI's taxonomy places the organism in Eukaryota, Viridiplantae, Streptophyta, Magnoliopsida, Lamiales, Orobanchaceae. The record is from the annotation of a GenBank genome assembly.